UCCAAAGCGGCACAAACACACAACGUGCCUGGCUAUGCCCUUGAGAACAGAACCAUACCCCUAAGAUGCCACCCUACAGCAAAAGAGAGUAUGCCAAGAGACUUUGUCCAAUGUCACUCAGGGACACCUGUGCCCCUACAGGGACUAACCCAUCUCCCUCCCUCUUCCUGGGCACCACAGACAUUCUCAAGUCCCCCCUGAUCAUCUUCGUGAUGGGCGGCCCAGGCUGCGGCAAAGGGACACAGUGCAAGAAUAUGGUGACCAAGUACGGCUUCUGCCACGUGGGGCUGGGCCAGCUACUGAGACAGGAAGCUCAAAGGAGCACGCAGCGGGGCUGGCAGAUCCAUGACAUCAUGCUGCAAGGACUCCUGAUGCCCGCGGGCAUCAUCCUGGAUAUGGUCAGUGACAACAUGUUGUCCUACCUGGAGAGCCGGGGCUUCCUCAUCGAUGGCUUUCCCUGGGAGCUGAAGCAGGCCAUGGAGUUUGAGCGCAUCGUGGGCCGGGCCCCCAGUGUCGUCACUGUGUUUGACUGCUCCAUGGAGACGAUGCUCCGAGUGCUACACCAGGGCCAGGGGGAGCACCGAGCAGACGACUUGGAGCUGGCCAUCCACCAGAGCUUGGACACGCACUACACCGUGUGUGAGCUGGUCUUGACCUUCUACCAGCAGAAUAACCUGCUCCGAAACAUCCUGGCAGAGGAAGCACCAGAGAACAUCUUUGCCAAGUGCUGCUCUGUCAUUGAGAGUCUGCAGUGAGAGAGAGGCUGGGGGCGGGCCUUGCCCCUCACCAGAACCCAUGCAGGACGUGGGAAGGGUGCGU
Messenger RNA from Nomascus leucogenys (northern white-cheeked gibbon), 819 nucleotides. RefSeq names its product adenylate kinase isoenzyme 1. Lineage: Eukaryota; Metazoa; Chordata; Mammalia; Primates; Hylobatidae. Gene Ontology annotation, molecular function: AMP kinase activity; ATP binding. Gene Ontology annotation, cellular component: cytoplasm; cytosol. The record is from RefSeq and is a predicted model, not a curated record. Gene Ontology annotation, biological process: nucleoside triphosphate biosynthetic process.